Molecule: messenger RNA, 5487 nt
Organism: Closterium sp. NIES-65
Lineage: Eukaryota; Viridiplantae; Streptophyta; Zygnematophyceae; Desmidiales; Closteriaceae
Source: the annotation of a GenBank genome assembly
AUGGCUCGUGCUUUGUCUAGGAGAAGAGGGUCGGCGUGUGAGUCUGUGCAGAGUGACUAUACGGAAGACGCUUUUGAGGGUCCUCGAAAGUCUGUUGAGUGUGACUAUACGCGAGAUGCUGAUGUGGCAGGUCGUUCUGAGCGUGGGAAGUCUGGCGAGUGUGACUAUGUGAGUAUUUCGGAUCUGGGGUCGUUGAAAGGAGGGGAGUUGGGGGAGUGUGAUUAUGUGAGUAUUUCGGAUUUGGGUGGUUCGGAGCGUGGGGGUUCUAUUGCGGAGUGUGACUUUAUUGAGUUGGGUGGCUCGAAACGCGAGGGGUUGACGUGUGACUCUAUUGAAGGGGAGCAGACGGGGGUGGAGGUGAUUGUAAGAGGAACAGGAGGAGCGAGAGAGGAGGAGGAUAGGGGGAGUGAGGGAGAGGUGAACGAAGGAUUAGUAGGGGUGGAAAGGGAGGAGGAUGGGGGGAGUGAGGGAGGGGAGAAGGAAGUAAAAAGAAUGGAAAAGGAGGAGAAUGGGGGGAGUGAGCCAGGGGUGAAGGAGGGAGCAACGGAGGUGAACGCUAGUGGGGGAGGAAAUGUGAGAGGAAUGAAGGAGGAGGAUGGAGGGAAGGAGAUCAGAGAGGAGAAAGAAGAGGAAGUGGGGGUGGGGUUGGGGAUGGGAGUAAUGGGAGGGGUGAAGGAGGGAGCGGCGGUGGGAGAGGAAGCAAGGAAAGUAGCGAUGAUUGCUUUUGAGGUGCCUCAGAAGAUGAAAGAGGGAGCAGUGGUGGGAGAGGAAUUAAAGGAGGCAAGGCAAGGAGCGAUGAAUGCAUGUGGGGGACGUAUUGGAAGAGAAGACGAAAAGGAGGAUGGGGGGAAGGAUAUGAAAGUGGUGGCAGAGGGUGAGGAGAGUGAUGAGGAGGAGGAGAGUGAAGUGGAGGAGGCGAGUGAAGAGGAGGAGGGGAGUGAAGAGGAGGAGGAGAGUGAGGAGGAAGGUGAGAGUGAGGAAGAAUGGAGUGAGGAAGGGGAGGAAAGUGAGGAAGAACGGGAGGAGCAGGAGGAGAGUGAAGAGGAAGAGGAGAAAGAGGGUGUCAAUGAAAGGGCUCCUCCCCUCUCUCCUCUCCACCCCCUUCCCUCUCCUGCUCGUUCCCCCCUUCCUCCUCAUCCCCUCUUCGCUGUUCCUUCUCCUCCCCGUUCUCCUCUCCCUCCUCGUCCUUCUCCUCCCCUCUCUCCUCUCCCUCCUCUUCCCACUCCUGCCCGUUCUCCCCUUCCCCCUGCCGUGGCUCCUGCUGCUAAAAUGCCACAAGCGCUGCUAACCAGGCCCAGAAGCACGUCAAGUCUAGCCAGUGCAGCUAGCGAAGACGCUUAUAAGGGGUACAGUAUGGCCGCUUCUGGCGAGGCCGCUUAUAAGGGUGCUGCUUAUGGUACGUCCGCUGCUGGUGAGGGGUUGUGGUGGGGAAGAAAAGCAGCAUCAGGGGAGGCAGCAGCAGCAGCAGCAGCAGCAGGAGCAACAGCAGCAGCGGGAGCAUUUGCAACAGCAGCAGCAUCAGUAGCAGCAGGAGCAGCAGCAGCAGUAACAGCAGGAGCAGCAGCAGCAGCAGUAGCAGCAGGAGCAGUUGCAGUGGCUGCUGGCGGUGUGUUUGAAUCAAACCAUUCAGCAUCAGCAUCAGCAUUAUCAUCAGCAGCUGCUGCUGCUGUUGUUUCUGGAUUGAACCAGAAUAAGGCAGCAGUGGGGGCUGCAGCAGCAGCAGUUGAAACUGGGGGUGGUGAUGGUGGUGAUGGUGGUGAUGGUGGUGAUGCAGGGAAAAGGGAUGGAGUAGCAGGAGCAGGAGGCGCAGCAGCAGUGGAAAUGAGUGAGGAGGAGAGGGAGAAGGAGAGAGUGAGGGAGAGGGGGAGGGAGCUGGCAGAACGGGCGCGGAAGCAGCGGCAGCAAUUUGUGGAACGACUGGAAAAGCGAAAGCAGAUGGCUCGGUUGGGGGGGGUGAAGCAGGGGAUGGGUGUGGGAGCAGGGAGUGGCGGGGAGGGAAGUGGAGGGAGUGGGGGAAGUGGGGUGGGAGGAGAGGAAGCAGCUGCUGCUACAGCCUCUGCUGCUAACGGCGUGUCUGCUGCUGGUGCCACGAGUGUUGCUGGUGCUGUUGCUGCCGGUUCGGUGGAGAGCGGUGCAAGCAGCUUGUUGAUCUCUCUGCUGGCACAUCCACACUCUCUCCCUCGCACUCUCCCUCCCUCUCCCCCUCUCACUCCCCUCCUCUCUCUACCUCCACCAAUUCAACGGGGGGAAGUGGUGGGUUCGGGGGGAGUGGGAGGAUCGGGGGGAGUGGAGGGUUGGGUGGGAGCGGGAGGCAGGGGAGUGGGAGGACUGGGGGAAGUGGAGGGUUGGGGGGCAGCGGUAGGUACCAAGUGUGCUGCUGAUGGCAAGAAAGGGAGGAAGGGCAGUGAGGGUCAUGGGUUUACUGGAGAGGAAUGGGGGGAUGAAGUGGAGGGGGAAGGGGAAAGGAAGGAGGAGGAGGAGGAGGAGGAGGAGGAGGAGGAGGAGGAGGAGGAGGAGGAGGAGGAGGAGGAGGAGGAGGAGGAGGAGGAGGAGGAGGAGGAGGAGGAGGAGGAGGAGGAGGAGGAGGAGGAGGAGGAGGAGGAGGAGGAGGAGGAGGAGGAGGAGGUGCCGUUGGUGCAGCUGCUACGGUCAAGGACUAUUGGGUCGGGAUAUGCAUACAGAGUGCUCGAUUUGGACGAGAGUGGUUGUGAUGCUGGUGAUGCUGCUGGUGAUGCUGCUGGUGAUGCUGGUGAUGCUGGUGGUGAUGUUGCUGGUGCUAAUGGUGCAGCAUAUCUUGAUGGUGGUGGUGAUGCUGAUGGUGAUGCUGGUGGUGGUGCCGCUGCUGAUGGUGCUGAUGGUGGUGAUGGUGGUGAUGUAUCAAAUGAGAGCGAGCACGAGGCAGGCAGCAGCAGGCACGACGGAGCAACGAAACUGGCUAAAAGGCAGGCUAAAAGAAGGAAGGAGACGAAGCAGCAGGCUAAAAGAAGGAAGGAGACGAAUGGCAGGAAGGAGAGCGAGGGUGAGGGGGACAGUGUUGAGGGGAACAAGGUUAAAGAGGUUGGAAAGAAGGGGAGCAAGUCCGGUAAGAAGAAGAAGGAGAAGGAGAAGGAGAAAGCAGGAUGGAAGGAAGGCGAGGGAGCAGAAGUGAAUGGGCCACACAUGCUCAAUCCACGAAAUGAGAGUGAGGGAGUGAGCGACGGAGUGGGUGAGGGGGUGAGUGGGGAGAGUUUACGGCAGCAGGCAAAGGAAGGUGGGGUGAAAGAGAAGAAGAAGCAGAAGAAGGAAGGGAGCACGACCAAGGCCAAAAAGGGUGAAAAAUCUGAGGAGGUGGGAGAGACAAAAAAGGGUGAUGAGGCAAAGAAGCGUGAGGAGGUUGGGGAGGAGAAGGAGCCGGGACUUACAGGCCCAACUGUUCAGCUGCAGCAGCUUCUCUUGCAGGCAGAAAACAGCAGUGAGGGUGCCGUGUUAGCCGGUCCUGUAGGGUUGGAUGCAGGGAAGCGUUGGGGCGGCGGUAGGGCUUUAAGGGUGGCGAUUCCUUUGGAUACUUCCAAUGAUGAAGAGGACGAGGAAGAGGAGGACGGGGAGGAAGAGGAGGAGGGGGCGGGAGAGGGGGAGAGGGAGAGGCGUAAUUAUAUCGGGCGUGCGCUGUUGCAACGUAGUGCUAUGUCCGCGCGUGACUAUAUGGGGCGCUCAUCAUUUAAACUAGCAGCAUCUUCAGCAGCGGGCGGAGCACGGCCGACGCCGGCCCUGACACCAGGCCCAGCAGCCAAUAGGAAGCUGCCACGUGGCAUGUCCCCCAAGCCAAUCAUGACGCCGGAAGCCCUGGCUGCUUACUAUGAGAAAUCUGGAACCACGGCCAGCACCGCCGCUUCAGUUGCGCCUUCCCCCGCCCUCGCCGCUUGUCCCUCCUGUCCCGUUAGUGACGCUUUUCUUGACGAGUCAUUGGACAGUUGCUCCUUUCCAGGUGCUUCUCACGAUGGGCUUUUGGGAGUUAUAAAGCCGGGAGGAGCCGCUGAGCGCAUAAAGGGAGGCAGCGGCGUCGCCGGCCGCGCCGCUAUUGCCAGCAAAUUAACAUCUCACGCGCGUUCCGUGUCCGUGAGUGACGCCGAUGCGUCGGGCGCGGGUCACGACAAGACGCACCAGUGGCUCAUGUCGCGAUACCUCGACUCCGCCCAGCCUUCCGCGGAUCCCUUUCUCCGCCGCUCGACCUUCCGCCUCGAUCUUCCGCUCACCACCGCCGCGGCGCCUAUUUCCCCCGCGUCGCCUUCCCCUCGCGCCGCCGCCUAUUCCGCCUCUGGUUCCCCUCUCCCCUGUUCCGCAGACCGCUUCCAUUAUUCCCCCUCCGCUAGCUAUUACUCCGCCUCCCCCGCCCCCUACGCGCAUCCGGCCGCGCAUCUCCACUGCUACUCCGCCUCCCGUUCCGCCUGGGCGCAGCCCGCCGUCAUUCCCCAGAGCCAGAGCGCGACCGCGAAGGGGGACCCGUACGCGUUUCUGCACGCCAGCCCGUUUCGUUACAGUCACGACUGCUACGACAGCGACGAGGAGAAAAACGGCUACGCUGGCGACGACGGCGGAGACAAUCAAAAUGGUGAUGAUGAUGAUGCUGAUGUCGAUGAAAACGGUGGUGACAGUAGCAGUAGUGGCGGCGGCGGCAGAGCAUGGUUCGGGGACUGGGAUGACGGGCGCACCUGGAAAGAAACUCGCUCAAGAACCCACAGGUGGAAACCGGAAGAUACCCUCGCCAUCCCAGGGUUACCAGGAAGAAUACCCAUGGGGAAAAUGGUGGAAUACGUGUGGCUGCUUCUCCUCCUAGCCAUGGCGGUUACUGCUGCUGGACUAGUGCUCUUCUCUCUGCUGUUCUGGGCUCCUAUGGUCACUGAGGGACCUACGACUGCUAAGGGAACCAGCGGGACUGUGUGGCUGGCGGUUAUGGGUGUGCUGGGAGGGAGAGGCGUGGUGCUGGGUUCUUACUGCUUCGUGCUCUGGCUGCUCCUGCAGGGGAAAGAGUGCAAGCAAGCAGCAUGCUACGCUUCUGCAGACCUCUCAUCCGCCUCCCUCCUAGCAGCCCUCUACCUCUUCUCCCCCUCCACCUCCCUCACCACCCCCAUCGCAUCCUACCUCCUCGCGCGCUCCCUCUGCGAGCUCCUCACUCUCCUAAGCACCUGGAACUGCAAAGGCCGUGAAUGGUGGACGUCUCUACUAGCCGUCUGGCCGCCUUUACUCCUCGGAAUCAGCCUGUUUUUCUCCCAGCCGACGGGGGAGACGUGGUAUAUUGUAGCGGUUACCGGGGCGUGCUGUAUGGUGGACGGGGUGCCGCUGUGGGUGGCGUGUGUGGUGCUGAGAGUGCAGCUUGUGGGCGGUCGGGGGAGUCUGCCGCAGCAUGCGAGGGGGUGUGUGAGGAAGGCUGCUGCUGUUGGGACGUUCGUGCAUGGAUUGAUGAGGCUGCUGCCACUUGCGCUUUACUUUGUGGCAAAAUACGCCUUGUAG